Molecule: messenger RNA, 2829 nt
Organism: Gymnodraco acuticeps
Lineage: Eukaryota; Metazoa; Chordata; Actinopteri; Perciformes; Bathydraconidae
Gene: chek1
Product: checkpoint kinase 1
Biological process (GO): microtubule cytoskeleton organization; DNA damage checkpoint signaling; protein phosphorylation
Cellular component (GO): cytoplasm
Molecular function (GO): tau-protein kinase activity; protein serine/threonine kinase activity; ATP binding
Source: RefSeq, a predicted model, not a curated record
CUGUGUGUGUGUGUGUUUCUGUGUGUUUUUCUCUGUCUGUUUGUCCUGGUAUUGUAUCCGGGUCAGAUUGACCCGAACCUCUUAUGAAGGACAUAAAUGCGGGUGGGCAUUUGUUCAUAAGUGGAAAAAAAUAAAAACAAUUCCACAUGUCCUUCACAAUAAAUAAGCCCCGGCCAUUGAGUUUCAGGUUGAACGAAAAUAUCCUUAUAUUUUUGUUUUAUUCAUUGAAAAUGGAAAUCGGGUCAAUUUGACCCGAACACCACACAAGGUAGAAUAGGCUAUACAGAUGGAAGCGACUUUUACACCUGCCAAAAUUGUGAAUCAGAUUAAUUCCAUCUGGUGUUCUGUUUUAAGUUAUGUUCAUUGUUUGUUGGAGGGUGUGUGAAACCCCAUUCAAAUCUUGUUGCCUUAGAAUUUGACAGCUUUCCCUCUUUUUUGUCAUGUAGUGUGAAAAAAGGUAACCGUUAUUAACAUGUUACAACCGUCCCUGGUGUUACAACCGUUCCUGUACACAGGGAUGGUUGUAACAGUUGAUUUUUACAAAAAAAAAAACAUGUUCCAACCUCUACUUAUUUCAUAGAAACAUCUUAAAUACAUUGUUUCAGUAGUUGACACAUUGAACAUGUAUAAUAUAGCAAAAAUGGCUAUCCUAGUGUAAAUGUUUUUUUACUUAUUGGGGAAAAGGGGAAAAGGGAAAACCCAAAAAGUGUUACAACUGUCCCUGGUCUCCCUAUGUAUUAGCCUAGUGGUUAUGAGUAUUUAUUACGUUUCACAUUAUGCUCACUUAUAAGUCACAGUUGCAUGAUGAAUGAUACCGUGAUAACAAGUGUUGAUUAUAAUCUGAUGAGGCACAGUAGAAAAAUGAAAAAAGAAGAAUAUUGGCCUUUUUAAAGAGUUUAUUGAGUGUGUGUUGUUGUUGCGGAACAGUACAGCAAGAGGCGGUAAUGCAGCUGAGUGGCUCAGACGAAGAAGAAGGAGUACCGGAUGUGACGUAGUUAUCGCAAGUAAAAUAACAAGGCGCCAAAUUUUGGGUGAAUCCACUGUUGUCACUGCCUCAGACACAUGGAGAAGUCCGUCUAAUCUUUGCAAAUACAUUUUGGAAACGCUACAGGCUGUGCAGCAUGGCUGUGCCGUUUGUGCAAGGCUGGGACCUUGUUCGGACUCUGGGGGAAGGAGCCUAUGGAGAAGUAAGGCUGCUGGUGAACAGACAGACAGAGGAGGCAGUAGCUGUGAAGGUGAUCGACACCUCUCAGGCCAAAGAGUGUGCUGAAAAUGUCAAGAAGGAGGUCUGCAUCCAUAAGAUGCUCGACCAUGCCAACAUCGUACGUUUUUUUGGCCAUCGGAAGGAAGGCCCGACUAUGUAUCUCUUCCUGGAGUACUGCACCGGAGGAGAGCUGUUCGACCGCAUCGAGCCUGAUGUUGGGAUGGCGGAGGAAGAUGCUCAUAGGUUUUUCCAGCAGCUAGUAGGGGCCGUGCAUUACCUCCACGGUUGUGGGAUCACCCACAGAGACAUAAAGCCAGAGAACAUCUUGCUGGAUGACAAAGAUAACCUGAAGCUGACGGACUUUGGGCUGGCCACCAUGUUUCGUUUCAAAGGACGAGAGCGUCUUCUGAGUCGACUCUGUGGGACUCUUCCUUACGUGGCUCCGGAGCUUCUCGGCCAGAAAGAGUACAAAGCUCAGCCUUUAGAUGUCUGGGCUUGUGGAAUUGUCCUCACUGCUAUGCUAGCUGGAGAGCUGCCGUGGGACCAGCCCACUGAGAGCUGUCAAGAGUAUUCAGAAUGGCUUCAAAAGAAAACUUACCUACCUCCUUGGAAGAAAAUAAAACCAAUGCCUCUUAGUUUGUUGUUCAAGUUACUGCUGGCGGGUCCAGAUGCUCGCAUCACCAUCGCAGACAUAAAGAAAGACCGCUGGUUUACUCAAGGUGUGAAGCAAACAUCUCUGGGCUCAGGAGGAAACAAACACCAUCGAUCAGAUACGGGAGGCGUAUCCCGGACCAAGAGUGAUGACAGGAUGCAGUUUUCCAGCUCUCAGCCUGAUUUUGCAGCAGAAGGCUGGGAAGCCAUGUUGAUAAUCGACCAAAGCAACAACCAGGUCAGCUUCUCUCAGCCGACCAAACCCGAGCACAUGUUGCUGGGGAGCCAGCUGAUGGGCACACCGGGAGCCAGUCAGUCCUCUUGGCAGAGAUUAGUGCGGAGAAUGACACGUUUCUUCACCACUGUGAAUGCCGACGUCUCCUUAUCUGCCCUGAAAGACGCUUGUGACAGCCUGUCACUUGUCUUCAAACUCACCUGCAGCAAACAGGUGACGGUGAGCACGCUGGACAAACGUAAUAACAAACUCAUCUUCAAAGUCCACUUGUUGGAGAUGAAUCGGAAAGUGCUGCUGGACUUCAGACUGUCUAAGGGUGACGGUCUGGAGUUCAAGCGUCUCUUUGUGAAAAUAAAACAGAAGCUCGGAGACAUCAUCAGCACUCAGAAGAUCUUACCCCCCCUCACAUGAACAACCUCUACAGAUUCACACGGCUAUGGACAUAUGGAGGGACAACAUGUAUAUAUUUAGCUGUUCUAUUGAUAUUUUAUUUGUCUGUUGUUCGCUUCAAGUGUGUGUGUGUCUUUUAGCUCCUGUGUUCUUUUCUUCAAGGAGUUCGUUGUUGUUCUUAGUGUUGGAAGAUUGUCAAAGGGGGACAGUGAGAUAGAAGCAUGUUUGUUAUGUGUUCUCAUUAUGUUUGACAUGAUACAGUCAAAAGUGUUGAAUAAGUUAUUAAAAAAAACAUUGUAUGCACAUAAUAAAAACAAACAUUACUAAAAAAUAAAUCAUUUAUAAACUA